AAAGGGAAGUGUUUCUUGUCCAUGUCUCUUUCUUCAAUUGGUAUAAAACCCAACCCUUCUACACCAUAUCAUUUCUACACUAAAUUAGCUAUUCGCAUUCAAGAAGACAAAUCCAUGGCUGCAACCCAGAAGACAGUUCUAAUAACCGGGGUGACCAAAGGGAUAGGACGAGCCUUGGCAUUGGAGUUGGCAAAACAUGGCCAUCUAAUUAUUGGUUGCGGCCGCGACAAAACCGAUUUGGAUUCACUUCAACUACAACUCUCUAAUGCUUCCCCACAAAACCAUUUGCUCUUCGUCGCUGAUGUGAAGUCAGAUGACAGCAUCCGACAAAUGGCACACACGGUCCGGGACAAACUUGGUUCUCUUGACAUCAUUGUGAAUAAUGCAGGUGUGAGUACUGCAAAUUUGAAGUUUUGGGAGGUUCCUGGCGAAAUGUUUGAUAAUGUAAUCGACAUAAACAUAAAAGGGGCAGCAAAUGUGUUGCGUCACUUCAUUCCUCUUAUGCUUCCUAGGAAUCAAGGAAUUAUUGUGAACAUAUCUUCUCUGUAUGGAAGAACUGUGGGUCCCCUGGCUUCGGCUUAUUGCGCUUCCAAAUGGGCGAUUGAAGGUUUGAGUAAAUCAAUUGCAAAAGAGCUACCACAUGGAAUGACCAUUGUAGCGUUAGAUCCUGGCAUUAUCAAUACGGACAUGGCUGUUGCCUAUUUUGGCGAUUUGGCUUCCCAAUACCAAUCUCCUCAAGAAUGGGCCCUGAAAGCAGUUUCCAUGAUUCUAAAUAUUACAACCGCUGAUAAUGGUGCAACUCUUAUUGUUCCUGAUCCUGGUGAUCUUCUAGAUAUUCCAUUUUUGUUGCAAAAGAGAGAGGGAGAGAAAAAAGACCCAAGGUAAUAAUUGAAUAACAUAAAACAUUAUUAGUCUACUUGAAAUAUUCCCGGAAGUAUUCUUCUUUGUCCUACAUUUUCAUACUUUCUACUUUUAGUUUUCAAGUACUUUAAACUAUUGUAAUUUUAUCUUAAUGUCUCUUCCAUUAAUAAAAACUACUAUUAAGUUUA
Cucurbita moschata (crookneck pumpkin) is the source of this 1049-nucleotide messenger RNA. Its product is annotated as NADPH-dependent pterin aldehyde reductase-like. Gene Ontology annotation, cellular component: cytosol. The record is from RefSeq and is a predicted model, not a curated record. The transcript is spliced from 5 exons. Gene Ontology annotation, molecular function: oxidoreductase activity, acting on the CH-OH group of donors, NAD or NADP as acceptor. Gene Ontology annotation, biological process: folic acid-containing compound metabolic process. The coding region runs from base 22 to 885 and encodes 287 amino acids. Lineage: Eukaryota; Viridiplantae; Streptophyta; Magnoliopsida; Cucurbitales; Cucurbitaceae.